ACCGCUGAGGAGGAAGAAGAGCUGGAGAAACAAAAGGCGGAGAUGGCCCUGCUGAUGGAGGACGAGGGCGAUGAAGCCAAACACAAACACUUUAAUUACGAUAAGAUCGUGGAGCAGCAGAAUCUGAGCCAGAAGAAGAAGAAGCUGCUGAAGAAGAAGGGGGAGGAGCUUCAGCAGGAAGACCAAUUCCAGGUGGAUGUGAAGGACCCUCGUUUCCAGGCCAUGUUCACCUCCCACCUCUUCAACCUGGACCCCUCCCACCCCAGCUACAAGAAGACCAACGCCACGCAGAGCAUCCUGACGGAGAAGCAGCGCCGCAGAGACGAGGAGCAGCGGCGCCUGGAGGACGGGCUCAGAGAUCAGGGGGAGGGAGCCGACAGGAAGCAGGUGGCGGGGAAGAAACGGGAAAAGGACCGUGACGCCGCGGCGGCGGUCGACCUCACCUCGAAGAAAGCGAUGGACCCGAGUCUGUCUAUGCUCGUCAAGUCGAUUAAAAGCAAAACGGAGCAGUUUCAGGCUCGCAAGAAACAGAAACUGGUGUAGGUGGAACUCUCAACACAAAAGUGUGCAGACCGGCAGAGACUGGGAGAAGUCCCAGCCUGCAGGAACAGUUUCUCCUGAUGAACUCUACUUCCUGUUUGAUGUUUUUAUACAGAAAGAGACGCCACAAAGUAGAAGAAGGUGCAGGAAAAAGUGAAUGGUGCUGCAUCACAUGCUGUGAGAAUGUUUUAUUUGGACAGUUUCUUCACACAGAACUCUUAAAGAAGCCCUGCAGUUAUUUUCAAACACAUGAAGAAGAAGAGAGCGACGCCCUGGACCUCAAGAAACACGUUCACCAUCAUGACACCGAGGUUUUUACUUUAGUAAAUCACUUUUCACAUUUCAGCUUUCU
Molecule: messenger RNA, 892 nt
Organism: Labrus bergylta (ballan wrasse)
Lineage: Eukaryota; Metazoa; Chordata; Actinopteri; Labriformes; Labridae
Source: RefSeq, a predicted model, not a curated record